Messenger RNA from Eruca vesicaria subsp. sativa (arugula), 675 nucleotides. The record is from the annotation of a GenBank genome assembly. Lineage: Eukaryota; Viridiplantae; Streptophyta; Magnoliopsida; Brassicales; Brassicaceae.
AUGGUUUCUCUCGUUCCAAGUCAAAGCUCUCGUCUUGUUUUCCGCUUCGCACUUACUCAAUCAGUUUCUAUGGAUCUGGUGUUUUCGAAACUGGAGAAGACCUUCGUGGUCUCUGCUCAGGUUUUUAAGACCAUCGGAACUGCAUCCGUCAUCGGGGUCUCCCGGAAAAUCUGUACAAGGACCAUCUUUUCCCACCACGACCCACAAAAGGGAUGGCUCUCUCUAUGUGGCGUCUCUCUUCACCUCCUUCCCUACUCUGAGUUCGUCCUUCACAUGCGCUCCAGAUCUGAGAGGACCUCCGUGGGAUUGUCCGUAUCUGAGCUACGCUCGGAUAAAGCUCAAACCUCAGCCAUAAAGAGCACCUUAGGCCGCCGCAGUGCAUCAUCUUCGAGAUAUAAACGGGGUUCCGUUUCUCUUCUAGGCGGCUGCUCAACCCCCAACAUUCCGUUCACCAAGGCCUCCUCUCCUCCAUCUUGCGCCACCGAUGUCCUCCGUUCCAGCUCCGCCUCCCAUCCCGGAUCUAGGGUUUCUCCAGCCAGGCUGGUUGAUAAUGGGCCGAAAUUCAAUUGUUUGUGGGCCUGGCCUAUUACAACUAAUGAAGAAAGAAACUUGUUGCUUAGUCAAUCAAUACCCAGUGCUUGUCACAACGAGAGCCAACAAACCAUGGGUUUAUGA